AUGGAUCCACCUGGUGGCCCUUAUUACAGAUCAACUGCAGCCACUGUUUUGCCUACCACAGCCUUUCUGUCUGUCCUGGUGUGCAUUCCUCCUCUGGUUUGGCACUCACGUACUGGGAAUUUCCCUGCAUCAUGUCUCAUCGCUUGGUUUGUCAUCUUCAACUUCUUCAACUUUAUCAACCCCUUAAUAUGGCCUACAGAUGAUGUUUCAACGUGGUGGGAUGGUGCCGGGCUUUGCGAUAUCGAAACAAAGCUCAUCGCUCCUCUCGGAACCGGUAUCGCAGGAGCUCUCGUAUGUAUAUUCCGCUCACUUGCAGAUGUCAUGGACACAGAUCGUGCCACCCUGAUCCCAAGCAAGGGGGAGCGGAGACGUACCCUUGCGUUUGAAGUUGUUUUUUGUGUGGUCAUCCCUGUCCUUAUGAUGGCUUUGCAUUACGUUGUCCAGCACCGUCGAUAUUACAUAUGGGCAAUUGUAGGCUGUAUGCCUGCGUUCCACCCAAGCUGGCCCUCGACAGCCCUUAUCUUCGCAUGGCCAUUGGCUGUUUUGUUCCUGGCUACAAUCUACUGUGUAUUGGUUAUAUACCGAUUGUUCAAGUAUCGACAACAAUUUUCCUACAUUGUUUCCAUAAGCAGCAACACAAGCAAGUCGAGAUUUAUCCGUCUCCUUACUCUAUCCCUGAUACUACUUCUGGGCAGCUUUCCUUCACAAGUUUAUGUGUUCUACCGCAAUAUCGAAAUGUCAAAGCCUUGGGUGCCUUACUCGUGGAAGGACGUUCACGGGCCGGAAUGGGGAGUCAUUGUGAAAGUUCCCAUGCAUGGCAUAGUCUAUUAUGAUCGCUGGAUCCAAGUGACUUGUGGCUUCCUACUAUUCGCAUUUUUUGGAUUCGGAAAGGAUGCGACAAUAAUGUACCGAGCAUUCCUUAUCCGAGUCGGUUUGAGUCGAUAUUUCCCAUCCUUGGAGCACCCUCAUAUCGCCAUUAGCAAAGCGUCAGAUUCAACUCGCUUUGGGUCCUUUGGUAGCCGCGCCAAGACGGCUUUGAAGAAGAAACAAUCCAUGGAUGAAUAUUCCCCGACUCUAUGGUAA
Messenger RNA from Histoplasma mississippiense, 1083 nucleotides. RefSeq lists its product with no specific name. Lineage: Eukaryota; Fungi; Ascomycota; Eurotiomycetes; Onygenales; Ajellomycetaceae. The transcript has 2 exons. Gene Ontology annotation, molecular function: mating-type factor pheromone receptor activity. The coding region runs from base 1 to 1083 and encodes 360 amino acids. Gene Ontology annotation, cellular component: membrane. Gene Ontology annotation, biological process: G protein-coupled receptor signaling pathway. The record is from RefSeq and is a predicted model, not a curated record.